Ruditapes philippinarum (Manila clam) is the source of this 1978-nucleotide messenger RNA. RefSeq lists its product as uncharacterized. The transcript has 4 exons. NCBI's taxonomy places the organism in Eukaryota, Metazoa, Mollusca, Bivalvia, Venerida, Veneridae. The coding region runs from base 551 to 1237 and encodes 228 amino acids. The record is from RefSeq and is a predicted model, not a curated record.
CCAAUACGUGUGCACAAUAUUUCAAUUACAUAUUGAUAUUAUGAUAAUGUCUCCAAAUUGUCUUUAAACUUACUUUGACAACCUAUUCAGUCUUGCGUCUUAUCUGAAAACAGCUCUUAAAUGUCCGUCAAACAUGAAAGACAUUUACAGUCUUUUGUCGUCUUGUCUGUAAUAUGCAGGUUUCAUAACCUCUGAUACCCUUUCACAAUUCCAUUUAUUCAAUUUCCAUCCUAAUAACAACAGUUAUGUCCUAUAAUAUCAUACAAUUAAAAUACUUUAGACAUGUAGUAAGUCGUUAGUAAGUAUUGGAUCGAUGUUUAAAGAUAACUCCUUCCGGGAUUGCGUAUUUAGUAAGUGGGAUGUUCGUACGAAGUGGGCCUUUCUAAGAAACCAUUCUUAAAAGAUCCGUUUCCUUAAGAAAACAAACACUGAUGCAAUUUCAUACAGUCUCUUCAGCUGCUUGUAUUCAGUUUUCAAGUGCUAAUAAUAACGUCCUAUAAGAAUUUUUUCAAUAAUUAAAGGGAUACCAAGGUACUCUUCUUAAAGAAAAAUGAAGUCAUUGCAAAACUUAACAGCAGACCUAAAAAUGAAGGGAUGGACAAGAGAAAAAAUCGGCUUUGCAUUAUCAGCACUUGCGUUAUCAAUAGGCUCCCUUGCGCUUUUUACAGAUCAUUGGUUUGAAGGAAAAGGUUUCACUGGCUCAUGGAACGCUGGUUUUAUCAAAAUGUGCGCAAUGACUUGUAUUAGUUACCGAGAUGUGCUCUCUAUAUUUGACUCGUUUAGUGGGAAAAAUACGGCAACGAUAUAUGUUUUCUGUGUCAUUUUCAUCAUUUACUUACCACUAAUAUGGUUAUUCUGCUCAGUAGCAAUGAAAGGGUACAGCAUGAUGAAACGCCCAUCAACCGGACGUGACGCAUAUGCGGUAGUGUUCAUCUGGUUCUCGGUUUACCAUGGUACUGGUUUGCUGGUCUGUUUCAUAGCCAUGUCAAUAGUGACGGAUAAAAUGAAAGACAUGAUGAACGAUAAUACCGAAUAUAGCGGGGCAAAGUAUCAAGAAAUGAUGUCUCGGGUUAUGAAGCGGGCUUUGAAUUACCACUUUGGUUGGUCUGCAUAUUUUGGUUUGAUUGCACUAUGCGUUGCACUUAUAUCGGCCAUAAUAAGUAUGCCAACUAGGAACCCCCGCGACACCGAUGAAGAUGAGUGUAGAUCACGUGACACUAAUGUGAUGGAACUGUAAUGAAUAUCUGACACUGAUAUUUACGAUAUUUUACAUCCUAUUUCUUUUCAAAUGAUAACAAUUCUUCAGGCUAGCAUCCUGCCUUUUUAGUGUUACCAACACUUACCACUUAACCAUAAAUAGUCCCGGAUAAUUUUCAUUUAUUAAAGAUCGUGUAUCUCAAUUUUCAUGGUUUUAUAUCAUAAAUAUGAUGCCAAAAUAAAGAUUUAUUAAUAUUGUAAAUUCCAAAAAAGCAUUAUUUGUAAAGAUAUUACAUAAUUUACAUUUCAUGUAAAUAAAGAGAGGUAAUUAGAAAUUUAUUUUCUAUAAAGUCUAAGCAAAAUUUUACAAUAAGAAAUGAAUACAUAUAUUUUAAUGAUUACUUAUAUAAACGUGUAUAAACAUUUGCAGUACAUAUUUAACAUAUUCUUGGAUGUUUGGAAAUUGUUUUAGAAGAAUAAUAAUAAACAUGUUCAUAUACAUUUGUAUAAAAUUUCACUUAAGUGUUGUUGCAUCCUAAAUUACAACAUACAGGAUCUUUAAAGAUAGUUUAAUAAUUCAGUUUAUCAAUUCAUCAAAAGAAAGUCACUUAAACCUAAUAAUGAUAAUUUAUGACGCAAAUAUACGAUAGUUAUAUCCUUUAUAUUGUACAUGUUAUCAGGACACAGCUACCGUCUUAAUAAUUUUUAUAGGUUAUAGGCUGUAUGCCAAUCAAAUUUAAGCUUUUUUUUUUUUUUUUUUUUUUGUUGUUGUUGCUGUUGU